This is a messenger RNA of Sorex fumeus (smoky shrew), 1211 nucleotides long. RefSeq names its product exocyst complex component 1 like (gene EXOC1L). The record is from RefSeq and is a predicted model, not a curated record. Bases 543 to 1061 code for a protein of 172 amino acids. The transcript is spliced from 3 exons. NCBI's taxonomy places the organism in Eukaryota, Metazoa, Chordata, Mammalia, Eulipotyphla, Soricidae.
UUGUUGGAAGUGUCAAGAGUGUUUGCCUUGAUGCUUUUUCUCUUGCGGAUGAUAGUGAAGUUCUUAAUGGAAGAUGAUUUCAAUCAAUAGCGCCAGACAGCUGAUUUAUGUAAUGGAAUCAAGCAGAAGUCGUGGUCUCCAUCUGCAGAGUGAAGUGGGAGGGCAAAGCUACUAGAGAAUAACCAGGGGACUCCACAAGUCGAUUUGCUGGUGUUCAGAAACCGGCUCCCCAUCAACGAGCCUCGGGAGGGCUUCAGCGAGCAGCCUGCUUGAGCCUGGAUGCUGAAAAGUGACGGUGAGGCUGGUCCUGCUGCUGUGCUCGGUCUGCGCCCGCCUCUGCCACAUCCUACAGUGAGCGGGGUCUGGCCGCCGCUGAGCGCUCUUGGCAGCCUGGCUCUGCCUAGGACUGACAAGUUAAGCAGGUGAGGGCUGGGGGGUGAGCAGGACUCAAUCAGGAGCUGCAUAGCCCAAACCAAAAUUUAGUGAGCAAACGGCAAGAGAGGACUUGAGUCAAGAGAGCCAGCCAAGUGGAACUGGAGGCAAUGUCAUCAUUGGUAAAGGAGGACUUGGAGAAGAAAUUGUUUAAGCCUCUCUCGCAGAAUCUGUACGAGUUCAUUGAAAUAGAGUUCUCGGUCCAGGACAGGUACUACCUCUGUGUGUCAGUGACCAAAAAAGAAGAAGUAAAAAUAAUUAUGGUGAAACACUACAGAAUAGGUUUAGAUGAAAAAUAUGAAGUAACCAAAAGAUGGUCUUUGAAAGAUCUGCAGAAAAUUGAUGGAAAAGAGGCAGAUACCGACAAUCCAUUUUUUGAUCUGCACUUCAAAAAAGUGUACCGUUUGGAAGCGUAUAGUUGUGCUUCUAAAUAUGCCUUUGCUCGAACUGUAAAUAAGCUGAAUCAUGUGUAUCUUAAGAAGGACUUACAGAUUGUGAAUUUUGAUUCUACUUACAUUAAUGAUGAUGUCAUUUGGUCCUCCAACAAUAAGGAUUGCUUGGUUCUUAUGAAAAUAUGCUUUUAUGCUUUCAAUCUUGUAUGCUUGUCUUUGUGUCCUCUUCCACUCUGAAGAAUUACGUUUUUUCACCAGUAUUUAGAGAAAAAAAAUUCCCUAAGUAAAGGCUAAGACAUGACUUUGCUUUCUCCCCUAACUUUAUGACUAUUAUUUUUAUGAAAAUAAAGUAACGUUUUCUUUAUGGAUUAUAAAGAAAUGUGUUUU